UCCGGUAUGGGCUCAGCUUUAGUACUAUUGCUUGUCGUGGUGCAGCUGGUGCUGAUUCCGGACGCCGCUGCGGAUUCCCUCGAAACAGCAGAGCCGAGCGUGGAGAGCCGCAUGCCGCGAUGGGUGACAGCCUCGCCGUCGGGCUCCCCCGGGGAGGAGACGGAAGGCUUCUCCAUGGUGUCCCCGCUCCCCACGCCCUCCAAUCUCACCAAGACCAACACCAGCGACAACAUCACGGCGCAGCUGGGGGCGUCGGUGUUCCUGCCGUGCAAGACGCAUCACUCCAUGGAACGGCAGGUGUCCUGGGUCCGACGCCGGGAUUGGCACAUCCUGACAUCCGGGACUUUGACCUAUACCAAGGAGGCAAGGUUCUCCGUCCACCAUCCAGAGGGCAGCACUGAAUGGACGCUGGCGAUUAAAUAUGUGGAGCUGUCUGACGCAGGAACAUAUGAGUGCCAGAUCUCCAGGGCGGUGGCAUUGUGUCGCACCUUGUACACCUGAACGUCGUGGUACCCCGGGCGGUCAUACCAGGCAACGGCGAGUACCACGUGGACACAGGAUCGACUAUCUCACUGGACUGCUUCAUU
Messenger RNA from Penaeus vannamei (Pacific white shrimp), 587 nucleotides. The record is from RefSeq and is a predicted model, not a curated record. Lineage: Eukaryota; Metazoa; Arthropoda; Malacostraca; Decapoda; Penaeidae.